This is a messenger RNA of Medicago truncatula (barrel medic), 2216 nucleotides long. RefSeq names its product probable glutamate carboxypeptidase LAMP1. Lineage: Eukaryota; Viridiplantae; Streptophyta; Magnoliopsida; Fabales; Fabaceae. The coding region runs from base 23 to 2137 and encodes 704 amino acids. The record is from RefSeq and is a predicted model, not a curated record. The transcript is spliced from 13 exons. Gene Ontology annotation, molecular function: carboxypeptidase activity.
AACGUUUUAAUUAGCAUAUGCCAUGAUCAAAACAAGCAUCAUCAUCACCUUAUUAGCCAUAGCCACAUCUUACUUGUUACUUACUCCAACCAAGAAAUCUAGCUAUUAUCACUCUCUCUUUAUAUCCAAUUCUCUAUCAGAUAAUGUCUCAGUAUCUAACAACCUUAAAGUUCUCACUCAUAGACCCCACAUAGCAGGUUCUGAAGCCAACAAUGAAGCUGCAGCUUAUGUUGUCUCAAUACUCACCUCAUCUAACAUACCAACUCAUGUAACAUCCUAUGAUGUUGCUCUUGCAUAUCCUUUUUCACGUUCCUUGGUUCUGACAAACUCUUCAACAGAAUCUUCUUUUAGCUUCAAUCUAAGACAAGAAAGCUAUGAAGGUGAUCCUUAUGCUGAUGUGAUAGAUGAGGUUGUCCCUACAUUCCAUGCAUAUGCUAAGUCAGGUACUGCCAUUGGUUAUGUGGUUUAUGCAAACUACGGAAGGGUGGAGGACUAUUUGAAACUCAAAGAAAUGGGAAUCAAUGUUUCAAACACAGUUGUAUUGGCAAAGUAUGGAAAAGUCUAUAGAGGAGAUAUUGUGAAGAAUGCAUAUAAUGAAGGUGCUAUUGGAGUGGUGAUAUAUUCAGAUAAAAAGGACAAUGGUGGUUCUGAUGAAGCAAAGUGGUUCCCUAAUGAAAAAUGGUUGCCACCAAGUGGUGUUCAAAUUGGAGGGGUUUAUAGUAGAGUUGGAGAUCCUACAACACCUGGUUGGGCUAGUUGUGGUGAGUGUGAGAGACUAUCAAUGGAUGAAGUGGAGAAAGGAGGUGAUGUUCCUUUGAUACCUUCAUUGCCAGUGUCAGGUGAAGAUGGUGAAAAGAUAAUUAGGUCAAUUGGUGGUCCUGUUGCUGAGGAUGAUUGGCAGGGAAGUAAAGAUGCACCUACUUAUAGGGUUGGACCUGGACCCGGAAUUCUCAAUCUAAGUUACACGGGGCAGCAAGUUAUAGCAACAAUUCAAAAUGUUAUUGGUGUGAUUGAAGGAGCAGAAGAGCCUGACAGAUUUGUCAUCUUAGGCAACCAUAGGGAUGCAUGGACAUUUGGAGCAGUUGAUCCUAAUAGUGGCACUGCAGCAUUACUUGAGGUAGCUCAAAGACUAGGCAAGCUUCAGAAAAAAGGAUGGAAGCCUAGAAGAACAAUAAUCUUAUGCAAUUGGGAUGCUGAGGAAUAUGGCAUUAUAGGAUCAACAGAAUGGGUAGAAGAGAAUAGAGAAAUUCUUGCUUCAAGGACAGUUGCUUACUUGAAUGUUGACAGUGCAGUAGGUGGACCAGGGUUCCGUGCUAGUGCUACUCCACAGCUUGAAGAAUUGAUCAUAAAAGCAACUCAGAAAGUCAAAGAUCCAGAUAACUCAUCACAAAGUAUCUAUGAUUCUUGGACUGAUUCUAAUAGUUCUCCUCAGUUUGGAAGGUUAGGAGGUAGAGUAUCAGAUUAUGCACCUUUUCUGCAGCAUGUGGGAAUUCCAGCAGCUGACAUAGCCUUUGGAAAAGGAUACCCAGUAUACCAUUCACAAUAUGAUGAUUUCGUCUGGAUGACAAAAUUUGGUGAUCCUGUAUUUCAAAGACAUGUUGCAGCUGCAAGUGUUUGGGGUUUAGUAGCACUUUGGCUAGCAGACGAGGAAUUCUUACCUUUUAAUUAUUCAUCCUAUGCUAAGGAGCUUCAGCUUAGCAUGGAGUCACUUAAAAAUGAGAUUUCAAAUGAAGAUAUAAUAAAUUUGUCUCCUAUGUAUAAGUCCAUCAAGGAACUUGAAAAAGCUGCAACCAAGAUAAAUGAACAGAUAAAGGAAAUAGAAGCAAGUAAAGGUUGGAAAACAUGGAAGAUGGACCACUUGAAAGUGAGAGAACUAAAUGAUAGACUUAUGAUGGCUGAGCGUGCAUUCACUGACAGAGAUGGUCUCUUAGGAAUACCUUGGUAUAAGCAUUUGAUAUAUGGACCAUCUAAACAUAAUAACUAUGGCUCCCAAUCAUUCCCUGGAAUUUAUGAUGCUGCAAAAAUGGCAAGAAGUUUACAUAGUGCAGAAUCGUGGAGUCAAGUACAACACGAAGUUUGGAGAGUCUCAAGAGUCAUCAAACAUGCUUCGUUGGUUCUUUCGGGUCAACUAACAUGAAUAUGAAUUCACUUCAUAGUUGAGUCUUGUUUUACCAACAGUAUCAAAUAAAAAGAUCAUUCUAUUCUGGCUUUGGAGA